Messenger RNA from Phlebotomus argentipes, 499 nucleotides. It is a transcript of the gene mRpL53, whose product is annotated as large ribosomal subunit protein mL53. Bases 71 to 499 code for a protein of 142 amino acids. The transcript has 2 exons. Gene Ontology annotation, cellular component: mitochondrial large ribosomal subunit. The record is from RefSeq and is a predicted model, not a curated record. NCBI's taxonomy places the organism in Eukaryota, Metazoa, Arthropoda, Insecta, Diptera, Psychodidae.
GACGUAGCACAGUUCACUGAAAAGCACGCCGGCGCAGUCAGAAUUUUUCCUCCUCCUGCCCAGAAAAACUAUGUUCAGAUCCGGGACAAUCACUCGCUCUGGUGGAAUCUUUUCAGCCAUUGCUAAGCAGUCCAAGUUGAUCAACAUAAAGCCAGUGAAUCGAAUUACCUUCACGUUCGAUCCAUUCAACAAAAGAUCAACUGAAGUCAGGAAAUUUCUCUUCCAAUACUCCAGCGCUCGAGUGAAGGCAACCAACGUGAACUGCAAGUACCGAACUAAUAUCGUGUGUGAUGGUUCACCUCCGGAAGUGGUCUUUGAACUAACCAAACCAUCGGGAGAGAAGGAGAACCUGCGAGUCCUCUGCGAGAACCUCACGUUACUUGAGCUUCUGCAAUUGACAAAUAAGCACAUUGCGCAGUAUAUUGUAAAGCCGGAGGAGACAUCAAAAUUGCCAGUGACCAAAGCAUCCAAGGGCGCGAAGUUGCAACAGAGACGAUGA